AUGGAGGAGCAGGGCGACGGCAGCGCGAGGGGCGGUGCGGGGGCGGGAGGUAUCGAGCACUACGCGGACUUCACGCGCAAGAGCGACGCGGUGUUCGGGGCGCUCGGUGGCGACUCUGGCUGGAGGAUCAACGACAAGGUGAAGAAGUUCGAGAGCGGCCAGGCGGGAGGGAGCAGCGAGGACGAGGAGCGGCCGGGGACGUCUCCGUGGGAGGCGGCGCAGCGCGAGCGGGCCUCGAAACGAAAGGGGGACAUGGAGGGCUGGGCAGACAUGAGUUCAGGGUCUGAUGAAGACGGUUCGGAAGGAGACGAACCUGAGGGUGCGGGGGGCGGGCGGGCGGUCAAGUGCAGCGUGAGCGCGCGGAGCCGGCGUGCGUUCGAGGCGGAGGAGCAGGAAGACGCCGAGGACCGCAUGGCGAUGGGCGAGGCGCGGUACCCGGGCGCGGGGGGCCUUGUGGGCACACACCUCCCUGCACUGUCGAGCGGCGACGAGGAAGACGGCGACCGCGGAGCCGAGAAGCCCGCGAACGAGGACAUGUAG
This is a messenger RNA of Pedinophyceae sp. YPF-701, 540 nucleotides long. NCBI's taxonomy places the organism in Eukaryota, Viridiplantae, Chlorophyta, Pedinophyceae. The record is from the annotation of a GenBank genome assembly.